Closterium sp. NIES-65 is the source of this 687-nucleotide messenger RNA. NCBI's taxonomy places the organism in Eukaryota, Viridiplantae, Streptophyta, Zygnematophyceae, Desmidiales, Closteriaceae. The record is from the annotation of a GenBank genome assembly.
AUGGAGGCAGAUAGGGAGUUCGAUUUUUCCCCCUUCGAUGCUCUAGCCGGUAUUUGUGGCUCUGUUGGCACGGUGAGCUUGGAUGACAGCGUCGCUAAUGACGCUGACCAGGAGUUUGAUGACAAAGGAGAGGAGGAAGAAUACGAAGGCGAGGAGGAAGAAACCGAAAGCGACGAGGAACAUUCCGAGGGCGAGGAUAAGGAAGAAGAAGGCAAGGAGGAAGAAGAUGAAGGAAAGCGCGGGUACCUUGACAUUGACAUCAACGUGGCCAUCACCGAUUCCCAGUUAUCCCGGCUAGAGCGCGCGGCAGCACAGUCGGGAAUCCCGCUUCGUCCAGCACGCUUCUGCCAAUCGCCUUUCGCGGACAACGAUUGGCUGGCGGAAAUGGACGAGGAGAAGAGGAAGGCAUUCAAGAUUCCUGCGUCAGAGCAGGCUAUGGCGCGGCACUUCAACCCAGUGUGGAAGCUGCAAUACCCGUGGCUGACGCUCGAGUUCGACCCUAAGCUUAUGCAGUAUGGCAUGAAGUGCAAGGUCUGCAAAACGCACGCACCACAUACUAAGUCCCCGUUUGGUCGAGGUGGUGCAGGUGGUCGCGACUUCCAGAAGAACGCGUGCAAGUCUCACGAUCAUUCCAAGGUUCACCUGGCUGCCAUUGCGGAGAUAAACUCUACAAUGGUAGUGAGCUAG